Messenger RNA from Sceloporus undulatus (fence lizard), 3078 nucleotides. RefSeq names its product actin gamma 2, smooth muscle (gene ACTG2). NCBI's taxonomy places the organism in Eukaryota, Metazoa, Chordata, Lepidosauria, Squamata, Phrynosomatidae. The record is from RefSeq and is a predicted model, not a curated record. The transcript is spliced from 9 exons. The coding region runs from base 1845 to 2975 and encodes 376 amino acids. Gene Ontology annotation, biological process: vascular associated smooth muscle contraction. Gene Ontology annotation, cellular component: cytoplasm.
GACAAGGGCACUGUAGACGUUUCUGGCUGGCUUCAGGUCUGUCGUGAUCUCCUUGCUUGGACUUCAGGCAUUUGGAUUUUCCUGCCUGUUUUCCACAGAGCCCAGGGCAAGGGAGAGGUGAAUUUGGCCAGAAGCGUGUCCAGAGUGCUAAUCCUGCCCUCUGCUCCUUCCCAGUUUCCUAGAGGAAGGGCAGCUGGCGUGGGCCCAGUCCCCAGGGCUACCAAAGGCCGUUUCCCUUUGCCCUUGUUGGCUCUGGCCAGCUCCCUCUUUCCUUCUUGCUCACUGCCCUGGCAGCAGGGCUGAGGAGUAACUCCCUUUUCCUUGCCUACGCUGCUUGCCCUUAAAAAGGCAACGGGGAGUUUCUCAGCAUCUGGUUGGGUCUCUGGAGGCAUCUGCUCCUCUCCAUUCUUACCCUGCAGAGGAUUAUGGCAAUCCCGGCCAGAAGAGAAGAGGGCAAGCCAGAGGAAGGGCAGCUGGAUUUAAGAAGGGAGGGUCGGGAGAAGCCACACACCUAGCAACAGCCCUUAUGGCCAGAGCAGGUGGGCACCAUCUGGCUGCCAGGUAGCUCUCCAGCGCCAGAGGGGUUGCUAUUGCAUGGAAGGAGUGCUUUUGCACAGGGCAAUUUCCCAUUAGUGGAAGACUGUCAAGGCAAUAUCCAGAAUAAAAAGUUUGUUGUUGUUGUUGUUGUUGUUGUUGUGUGCCUUCAAGUCACUUUUGACUCACGGCGACCCUAAGGCUGACUUUCCCACUCAGUUGUUGUCACACUUUGCACUGCCAUGUUCCAACUUGAUAAGAAUGUUCUUUUAAAAAAUAAGGAAAAGAAAUAAAGAUGAAGCAGCCAUUUUGAAUGCCAUUUUUUGGUUGGGAAGGACACAGGGUGACCAGACAUCCUCCUUUUCCAGGACAGGUCCUACAUUCCAACCUUCUGUCCAGCAGAAAUGCCAAUAUGCCCUCCAUUCUGAGCAUGAGUAAGAAGCAUGAAUUCAGUGCUGUGUAAAUUUAUAGCACUUUAUAAAUAAAGAUUAAUAAUAAUAAUAUUUAUAUUAGUGAUUUUGUUUUGUAACGCCCUACAUUUUGUGAAGUGUAUGGUUGCUUAUAAUACUUUGUAAUGGCCAUUGUGCCUGAUACAAAUAAGCUGUUGUACUACAUUUUGUGGUGCCUUGUCCUCCUUUGUGGUUAGAGCAUCUGGUCACCCUGCAAGGACAGAGAGAGAGGAGCAGAACUGACCCAUAGCUCCCAAUUAUUUGUGCCAUCUCACCUGUGCCAACCUCACUGGAGCCAAGGGGACAUGCCCAGGCUUUUGGACACCACUUCUUCCUUUCAGUGCAAAGGGAUCUCUUGGUGGAUUGGGGCCCAUGACCCUUUGCAGCCUCAGGAGGAAGGAGGCCACUUGGAUUUGCUGCCUGGACCUCUCAGGCCAUUCUUGGUCACUUUCUCUCCUCCUUCCCUGAAGCCGAGGCCACUUCCUUCCUCAACUGUGGCAUAUAAGGACUUGCCCCCCGAUUGUUUACUCAAGUGCAGCAAAAAAGGAGCACAUUCACAAAUGAGGCGUUGCUGCCCAACUUUUUUCCCCUCCCUGCAUACAUUUUUCUUACGAUAAUAAUUCACCGGACUCCCUUCUACCGUCGGCCGAAGGUCAAUAUAAUGAAAUAAAAGCCCUUAUAUGGCUAAUACACUAUCCGCUGGCCUUUUAAGGACCUCGGUUGGGGGAAGAUCCGCCUCUGGGGUUUUAUAGUCUCACUGGUAUUUAUACCAAAGGCAUCACCAGAACAGAGUCCCCGAGGAAAAGAGCUUUCCAGUGCAAAGGCCCUCUGCAUCUGAACACAACCGCCUCCGAUCUCAACAUGUGCGAAGAGGAGACAACCGCCCUCGUUUGCGACAACGGCUCCGGUCUUUGCAAGGCUGGGUUUGCUGGCGACGAUGCCCCCCGUGCCGUCUUCCCAUCCAUCGUGGGUCGCCCCCGUCACCAGGGUGUGAUGGUGGGCAUGGGCCAGAAAGACAGCUACGUUGGGGACGAGGCCCAAAGCAAGAGAGGAAUCCUGACCCUCAAGUACCCCAUUGAGCACGGCAUCAUCACCAACUGGGACGACAUGGAGAAGAUCUGGCACCAUUCGUUCUACAAUGAACUGCGGGUGGCUCCCGAGGAACACCCCACACUUCUCACAGAGGCGCCCCUGAACCCCAAGGCAAACCGGGAAAAGAUGACACAGAUUAUGUUUGAAACCUUCAAUGUCCCUGCCAUGUACGUCGCGAUCCAAGCCGUCUUGUCCCUUUAUGCAUCUGGCCGUACCACCGGUAUCGUUCUGGACUCCGGGGACGGCGUCACACACAACGUGCCCAUCUACGAAGGCUAUGCCCUGCCCCACGCCAUCAUGCGCCUGGACCUGGCUGGCCGAGACCUGACCGACUACCUCAUGAAGAUCCUCACAGAGCGGGGCUACUCCUUCGUCACCACCGCUGAGAGAGAAAUUGUGCGCGACAUCAAGGAGAAGCUGUGCUACGUGGCUCUGGACUUUGAGAACGAGAUGGCCACAGCCGCCUCCUCCUCUUCCUUGGAGAAGAGCUAUGAGCUGCCGGACGGUCAGGUCAUCACCAUCGGCAAUGAGCGGUUCCGUUGCCCCGAGACCCUCUUCCAGCCGUCCUUCAUUGGGAUGGAGUCUGCAGGUAUCCACGAGACAACAUACAAUUCCAUCAUGAAGUGCGACAUCGACAUCCGCAAAGACCUCUAUGCCAACAACGUCCUUUCCGGAGGCACCACCAUGUACCCAGGCAUUGCGGACAGGAUGCAGAAGGAGAUCACAGCCUUGGCGCCCAGCACCAUGAAGAUCAAGAUCAUUGCUCCUCCUGAGCGCAAGUAUUCGGUGUGGAUCGGCGGCUCCAUCUUGGCCUCGCUCUCCACUUUCCAGCAGAUGUGGAUCAGCAAACCGGAGUACGACGAAGCCGGACCGUCCAUCGUCCACCGGAAGUGCUUCUAAGAGACGGACGCUUCCCCGGAACGGAGAGGCCUUCCCUUCUUCCUUUUGCAGCUCUUCCUGACCCUUCCCUUCAUGAAAAGCAUUAAAAAGCGUUUUUUCAAGC